Molecule: messenger RNA, 6628 nt
Organism: Oreochromis aureus
Lineage: Eukaryota; Metazoa; Chordata; Actinopteri; Cichliformes; Cichlidae
Gene: arap3
Product: ArfGAP with RhoGAP domain, ankyrin repeat and PH domain 3
Biological process (GO): positive regulation of GTPase activity; signal transduction
Molecular function (GO): protein binding; phosphatidylinositol-3,4,5-trisphosphate binding; GTPase activator activity
Source: RefSeq, a predicted model, not a curated record
CCGCAGUGUAUCCGUGUAGCUUACCGUAGCUGCUCAGAGUUUCUCCUCCCGGCGCACCGGGAGCUGCGCGCACCGCUUACCGGACUGAACCGAGCACAGAGACCGGAACACGGAGCAGGAGGCAGGCAGAACCGGAGCGCGGAGAGACCGAGUCGGAGAUGGACGACCGCCACCCGCCCCUGCUGUAGGUCAGCGAUGGCCCAGGUGUUUCCUGCUGGUGGAGGAGAUGAAGCCCAGUCCGGACUCUGUGUUGGUCAUCAUGGGCUCCCUUGAUGGAAGCACGCCGGUUGAGACGCUGCUUUCUGUGAUUCAUCUGGAGAGGUACCUGGACACCUUCCAUCGAGCCGGUCUCCUAUUGGCUAGAGACUUCACACACCUCGACAGCGAUGCAUUGGUCAGUCUGGGCAUAACUGCCACAGGACACAGGAAGAGAAUCCUACGAUUGGUCAGUUACAUCAAGAGGACAGAAGGCCAAAGAGCCAAUCGGAACGCAGAUCUCCCUCGUGACCGCUGUCAGUCAGUUUGUUCUUCGAAGCGCGGUGGCACCGAGUCGCCCCGUCAGGAGGUGAUCAGGAACAGCUCUGCUCCCGACCUCGCCGCCAUGCUGGCAAACUCCGAUGGCAGCAGGCCAACAGUGAAGCCGGUCCCCAAACCGAGAACCGUCUUCAAUCGCCGCAGGACCGCGCCCAUUCAGUUCACCCCAACACCCGACCCUGCUCUACCCCUACCCAGGAGGCUUUCCCAGGAGUCCAUCUGCCUCACUGUGCUGGAAAGUCUGAGAUCAGCGGACAUGCCCACAGCAGACAGCGCUUUGACCUCUGACCUCAGUGACAAGGCGCCGUCACCAAGCUGUAGGUCGAGCCAGGGGGAGAGGACCGGGCACGGCCGCAGCAGGUCUCUGUCAGACACUGGGGGGUUACCGCUGGUUCCCCAGAGGCUGAACCGCAUCGUCCCCCCUGCCUCGAUGCAGGGGACUCCUCGCACUUCUUGUUCUCCUGUUCCCACAGAGCAUUUGCAGGCGCCGGCCUUCACUUCCUGCCCAGGUAGUCAUGACAACAGCAUGCUCUCUGGAUCCUCCCCCUCCGGUUCUCCCCGAGGAGGAGGAGGCCUAGAGAUGGUGUCCAAUGAGAUAUAUUGGGGCACGUUACACAGCUCUGCUGCCCCCGGAGGGAAGCGGAAUUACUGCAGCCAGCAGUCGGCUCCUCCCACUCCGCCCAGACAGACACCUGAGAGGAACUGCGAGAGGAACAGUGGCAGCACUUUAAGUAACAACUCUUCAGGAUCAGCCAGAGCCUCCACAGACGACCCCGAGGACGAGAUCAGCCCGUACUGUGAGACCGUUUUUCAGACCCGGAGACAUCCUCAUGCUACUGAGAGCGAGAGAAGCAGACAUGAAGGAAGGGAGGCGAGGAAAGAGGAGAAGCACGCACAGGAUCAUGGGGGUCACAGGUUCUCGUGGACAAAGCGUUUCUCGCAGCCGUUUCACCCCGGGGACUCGCCAGGUUACAGCACUGUGGGAGAAGCUUCACCCUCCCUCCGCUGCCUCUCGCUGCCCCACCACGCCCUCACCUCCGAGGCUGAUGAGGACCUUACCAUCUCCCCCUACGCCAGCUACGCCUCCCUGACCGAGAGAGCCCCGCCCAUCAUCAGCGGCUGGCUGGACAAGCUGUCUCCGCAGGGGAACUAUGUUUUCCAGAAACGCUUCGUGAAGUUUGAUGGCAAAAACUUGAUGUACUUCGGCAGUGAGAAGGACGCCUACCCAAAAGGAGUCAUCCCAUUGGCUGCCAUCCAGAUGGCCCGUCCAGCCAAAGACAAUAAAUUUGAAAUUGUGACAAGUCACCGGAUCUUUGUGUUCAGGACGGAUAACGAAGUGCUGCGGCGGCGCUGGGUGUCCACGUUGCAGGAACACGUCAGAGAUCAGCUGGUGUUUGGACGGCGGCGUUUCGGUCCUGGAGCUCACUGCCAGAAACAUGGCGGCCUGGAACUCAAAGGAACCAAAUCCAAAGUGUACGCUGCCAUCAACACAGACCAGAUCUGGCUCUACAAGAGCGAGCAGUGUUUCCGUAAUGGGAUCGGCAUCACGGUGGUCGAAGCUCGCGGAGCGACGAUCCGAGAUGGAAAACACAAGAGCUUCGACCUCAUCACGCCAUAUAAAACUUUCAGCUUCACCGCAGACUCAGACCGGGACAAACGGGACUGGAUGGAGGCACUGCAGGAGGCGAUCGCAGAGACUCUGUCAGAUUACGAGGUGGCCGAGAAAAUCUGGUCCAACCGCUCCAACAGGAUGUGCGCGGACUGCAAGGCCCUGAACCCCGACUGGGCAUCCAUCAACCUGUGUGUGGUCAUUUGCAAGAACUGCGCAGGCCAGCACAGAGGGCUGGGCACAAUGGUCUCCAAGGUUCAGAGUCUGAAACUGGACACGAGCGUGUGGAGCAACGAGAUCGUUCAGCUCUUCAUCAUGCUGGGGAACGACCGGGCCAACGACUUCUGGGCGGCCCGUCUGUCCGUCUCUGAGGAGUUGGACUGCGACGCGUCGGCCGAACAGAGGAGAGAGUUCAUCGCCCAGAAGUACCGCGAGGGUCGAUACCGCCUCGCCCACCCAGCGUUCAGCAGCCAGGAGGAGCUGCUCAAGGUUCUGUGUUCAGCUGUCUCUGAGCAGACUCUCCUGAAAACGGUGACUCAGAUUUUCUCGGAGGCGGAGUCAGCUCACCUCGCCAUCGACUCCAACGGCCGCCACCCCCACCGAGCGGAUCACUGCAGCACAUCAGAUCCCAGCGUCUAUGAUGAAAUCAUGCAGCCGGUUCUUCACUCUGGGUACCUCUACAAGUCGAGCUCUGCCAGCAGAGGAACGAUGUCCAGAAAAAACAGAGAAGACUUCCAGAAGUUCUGGUGCUCGGUGGAUCAGUCUCUGGUCUUCUACGAGUCGGAUCGAUCAGCUGAUCCCAGCCUGCAGAUCAGCACUAAAGACAUCGUGUGUUUGGGCGUCAGUCGACCCGACUCCUCCAACAACAACGGAUUCAUUGACAGGUUUCGUUACACCUUCGAGUUGUAUCUGACGUCGGAGAAACUCUUUCAGUUUGGCUUGGAAGCGGCCGACGAGCUGCACAGCUGGACCAAAGCCAUCGGAAAGGCUGCGACGCCGCUCAGCUGUCACUGCCUGCUGACCCGAGAGUUUGAGCGGGUCGGGCUUCUACGGUACCGGGCGAUGCUGGACCCUCAGCAGUGGAAGGAGGCUUACUUUGUCCUGCAGAAGUCCAACCUCUUCAUCUGUCCCCGCAACGACGGCGCCGCCGAGGACAUCAUCAACCUCAACCGCCUGCAGGAGCUGAGUAUCACCUCUGAGAUGGAGAACCAGGAGAAGAAAGACAUCCUGGUCCUGGUGGAAAAAGGAAGAACGCUCCACCUGCAGGGCGUCGGUCGCGCAGACUUCUCUCUGUGGUACUCGGACAUUCAGCGAGCAGCCGGUGGUAAAGGAAAUGCUCUGAGAGACCAGCAGAUGAGCAGGAACGACAUCCCCAUCAUCGUGGACAGCUGCAUCGCCUUCAUCACACAGUACGGUCUGGGUCACGAGGGCAUCUACAGGAAGAACGGAGCCAAAUCCAGGAUCAAACUGCUGAUGGAGGAGUUCCGCAGAGACGCUCGAAACGUCAAGCUGCGGAUCGGGGACCACUUCAUCGAGGACGUGACCGACGUACUGAAGAGGUUCUUCAGAGAGAUCGAUGACCCUAUCUUCAUGGUCGACCUCCACCCGCUGUGGCAGGAAGCUGCCAAGAUCCCUCAGAGGCGUGCGAGGCUGGACCGUUACAAAGACAUCAUCCGCACUCUACCCCGAGUCAACCGGACCACCCUGGCUGCUCUCAUCAGUCACCUGUACAGGGUCCAGAAGUGCGCAGAUCUGAACCAGAUGUGCACCAAGAACCUAUCGCUGCUCUUCGCUCCGAGUCUGUUCCAGACGGAUGGGAAAGGUGAGCAUGAGGUGAAGAUCGUGGAGGACCUGAUAGACAACUACCUGUACGUCUUUGAAAUCGAUGAGGAGCAUCAGACCCAGAUUGAGCUGGAAAUCAGCCUCAUCACCACCUGGAAGGACACUCAGCUCUCUCAGGCCGGUGAUCUGAUCAUUGAAAUCUAUCUGGAGAUGAAGAUACCCGAUUGCUGCAUAACUCUCAAAGUGUCUCCCACCAUGUGUUCUGAGGAGCUGACCAAUCAGGUUCUGUACAUGAGGAACGUCCCAGCUGGGGACAAAGAUGUCUGGAUGACGUUUGAGGCCAUCGAGGACGGUCAGCUGGAGCGUCCGUUACACCCCAAAGAGAAGGUCCUGGAGCAGGCUCUGCAGUGGUGUAAGAUGGCUGACCCGAGCUCCGCCUACCUGGUGGUGAAGAGGGUCCCUAAAGGAGAAGGCAUCACUCUCCUCACCUCCUAUAAGAGCGAGAUCAUGAAGGUGGGUCUGCUGAGGUGUCGCGAGGAGCCUCCGAAGCUCCUUCAGGGGACCAGGUUCCAGGAGAGAACGUUCCAGAUUCGAGACCACAAACUGCUGCUGCUCAAAGACAAGAAGAGCAUCAAACCUGAGAAGGAGUGGGCUCUGAAAUCCUUAAAGAUCUACAUCGGCAUCCGCAAGAAGCUGAAGGCUCCAACCAGGUGGGGCUUCACAGUGAUGUCAGACAAACACCAGCUGUACCUGUGCUGCAGCAGCGAGGCCGAGCUGUGGGAUUGGAUCACGAGCCUUCUCAGAGCUCAGAACGAUGACCGUCCUCCGCGCUGCGCCGCCGCCUCCUCCUCUGACAUCUCCAAGCAGAAGUUUGGAACGAUGCCGCUCGUCUCCAUCAGAGGAGACGAGAGCAACAGCAGCAUGCUGUCAGCCAAUCAGACGCUGAGGAAACUACACGACCGGAGAACUCUCUCCAUGUACUUUCCCAUGAAGGUCCAGCAGGACUCGUUCGAGGAGCGCUCGGAGUCUCCUGACCUGCCUGAGCCGCUCUACGAGGAGGUCGGCGACUUCGGCCUGCAGGUCCUGAAGUCUCUGGAGACCAGCUUCCUGUCCAGCAGCAUUGCAGAGACCCAGGAAGUGCCAGACCACCCCCCACUCAGGUUGGUUCCCGUGGAGACCAGAGAUUUGGAUCACAUGAUCAUCCCGGAAGCGGUCCGGAUUGCGAGAGGCUCCGUGGAGACUCUAGAGCAGAGCAGCUGCAGCAGCGGAGGAGCCGGCGGAGGCGAUGGAGAUGCAGGCUCUCCAGACUCAGACACCGCCGGCCAGCCCACGGUGAGAAGCAGGCAGACGCUGCAGGGAGUCUGCACGCCAUCGCAGGAACUGCUCCUGCAGGAGCUGUCCUCUGCCUUCAUCAAGAAGACCACGGAGGAGGAGCGGGAGGAAGAGGAGAGGCCCUACGAUGUCUGAGGACCGAAAGGUGGAGUCACAUGAUCUCCCUCCAUUCACAGCACGCCAGCAGUCGACUCAAGGUGGCCAUUCAGGUUACAGAGACAACGAUCACAUGACCUCCUACAGGACCCGUCAGGCAGACUUUACUGUAAAAGCUGCGGCUGAGGAGGGCCAUGUGAUGCGGUCGCCUGUAGGUGAUUGGAGCUCAGUUCAGGGCUGUGCUAACAUCAGCAACUCUCUGACUUUUUCAGCCUGCGUGCAGCGUCCUCUGCAGCCAGGAGAGGGCGCUGUAUCAGUUUGUACUUAACAGACUGAGAGCUGAGUCGUUCUCUUUAUGUAACAGAAAGUUUGAUCACACGUGUUUGAAUGUGAAUGACUCACAGAUGGUCAAAAAUGUUUUUAUGAUAUUUUAAUAAUUCCAACGAGUCUAAUCUGAUAUCUCACAUCAGUAACCUUCUCUAACCUGUCAGUUCAAAUAUUCGAUGAAGCUCACACAGGUAAAGGAGGAAGGUGUCACGUGCAUGAGACUCAGUAAUGGGUAACCCGCAGCGCUGUUCCUGCGGAUGUGUUUAAACAAAGUUAGAAGAGACUAAGUGACAGAGAGCCGGCUUCAGUGACGACUCUGGGAUUACACAUCAGAUUACACAAACGAUGACAUCAUAGAAACGCGGCGCUGUGAAGAUUAAAUUGAAGUAAACAAGCUGCAACAUGUGGAACAAAUCAAACUGUGAACACAGUUGGUCACAUCUAAACGCAGGCGCCUCAUUGGUCAGUUCUACAUGUCUGCGUGUAAAGUGACCAAUGAGGCGCCUGCCUCAGUCUUAAAUUGGCGGUCUGGAAGUCUGCGAGUUGGUUUGGCGCCUCCUGCUGGGACAGUGUAACGUGUUCUUCCUGACGCUCUGUCAGCGCUAAUGCUGCAUUUCCUGUGAGGACUUCAUAAUAAAAGUCAUGUGAUGAUCCACCUGGAGUUCAUAGUACUGCAGCACUUCCAUCAGUUAUCACUUUGUAUUAGUUUGGAAGCUGUAUGAACAUUUUUAUAGAUGUGUUAUUCAUAUAAAGACACUUGUAAACAUAUCUGCAGUAACACACACGUGUGUAUUUAUGGGAGUGUUUCCCAGUAGCCACAGUGUUCCAGUAAAGCUGCUGGUGAGGACAGACUGGCCUCACUGGUUUGUGUUGAUGAAACCUCCGUGUGCUCAUGUUCCUGUACAGUUUUGUGAUGUGUUAUUAAACUGCUGGUUUGCUGCAAACUGA